Molecule: messenger RNA, 855 nt
Organism: Coffea arabica (coffee)
Lineage: Eukaryota; Viridiplantae; Streptophyta; Magnoliopsida; Gentianales; Rubiaceae
Source: RefSeq, a predicted model, not a curated record
UCAUCAUCUCUGUCAUCAUUUUAAGCUCGCAACUGGGAUUUCUAUCCCACUCCAUGCAACUGCAGCAGCAGCAGCAACAUCCAUUUUUCAUCAUAUGGCCAUACAAGACGUUCCAGGGUCCAUGGGGACCAGCGCCAGCUUUAUUUUGAGAUUGGGCCAGGCUAUCUUUUCCUCUGCUUCUCUUCUCUCCAUGUCUUUGGGAGUCGACUUUUACAGCUAUACUGCCUUUUGUUUCUUGGUAACAGUCAUGGGUCUGGUCAUUCCGUGGAGCUUCACUCUAGCUCUGCUGGAUGGAUACUUCAUACUGGUCCAAUGCCCUGUUCGGCAGCUGGGGAUAUUGCUGGUCAUUGUUAUAGGUGAUUGGGUUCUAUCAAUCCUCACAUUGGCAGCAGCUAGCUCAACAGCCGGUAUCGUGGAUCUCUUGCUCCAGGCCGAUGAGUCUUUCUGUCCCCCCCAGUAUUGCAGUAGAUAUCUGAUCUCUGCCUUGUUGGCCUUCUUAUCUUGGAUCUUCUCUCUAGCAUCUUCGCUUUUUAAUCUUUGGCUACUUCCCUCUCUAUGAUUUGUAUAGCUGGUCCUACCAUCAGACAUCAACAAUUACUGUCUGCUGUAGCAUUUGCUACUACUUUUUCUUCCUUGCUAUUUUUAGAUCUUACAAGUACAGGAUUCUGACAAAUUUGACAGUAUGUACAGACAAUGCUUCAAGUAAAAGUCAUACGACAACUUAAGGCGUUUGAUCUUUAUUUGAUUCAUUUGUGCAAGUGCAGAAGCAUUACUAAUGGGAUGAAAGGCCAGACUAUGACCAGAAUGAACAGUAGAAUUUUGCGUUUGUUCUGAAAUAAACUUCAUUUUAUCCUA